CAGCGCGCGUGACACCCUGAACUCUGGGACUUCCUACGGAACACGGUGCUGCUCGUACUAAAUUAAAGUAUGUGAAUUAACGAGUGUUUUUAAUGAUAGGGCUCGGAUUUGGGCAGACAUGCCAUCCAAUAAAAGUGUGUCAGAUGCCCCGAUCACACAGUUUGUGAACUGCAGGAUCCUGAAGAACCACAAACUGCAAUGGGAAGACCUGUGGGUUCGAGAGGGCAAGAUUUUAAACCCAGAGAAGCUGUUCUUCGAUGAACAGGGUUUUGCGGAUCACAGAGUGGACUGCGAGAAUAAUAUCAUUGCACCUGGAUUCAUAGAUGUGCAACUAAAUGGUGGAUAUGGCAUUGACUUCUCGCAGGCCAGCAGUGAUGUCAGAGGGGGCGUGGCUCUGGUGGCUAAAAAGAUUCUAGAACAUGGUGUCACUUCCUUCUGCCCCACCCUCGUCACAUCUCCACCACACAUUUACCAUAAGGUAAUUCCUGAGCUCAGAGUUCAGGAUGGAGGACCUGAAGGUGCAGGAGUUUUAGGAAUUCAUCUGGAGGGUCCGUUCAUCAGUGAAGAGAAGCGAGGCGCUCACCCUCCAAAGUUCCUGCGCACCUUUCAGUCCGGCGUCAUGGCAGACCUGAUGGAGACCUACGGCCAGCUGGAAAAUGUGGCAAUGGUGACACUGGCACCCGAACUGGCCAAUAGUGCAGCUGCAAUCCAUGAGCUGACCAGCAGGGGCAUAGCAGUGUCAGUGGGACACUCAAUGGCUGAUCUCUCUCAGGCUGAGGAGGCUGUGCAGAACGGAGCCACAUUCAUUACACACUUAUUUAACGCCAUGUUGCCUUUUCAUCACAGAGACCCAGGCAUUGUGGGAUUGCUGACAAGUGAUCGUAUUCCUCCAGGUCGGACGGUUUACUACGGCAUGAUCGCAGACGGGAUUCACACUCACCCCGCAGCUCUGCGCAUCGCACACAGAGCUCAUCCCGCAGGGUUGGUGUUGGUCACUGACGCUGUAACAGCGAUGGGUCUUCCUCCUGGUCGACACACACUCGGACAGCAGCAGAUUGACAUCCAGGGGCUUCACGCUUACGUCGCAGGCACUACAACUUUGAGUGGCAGCAUCGCAACCAUGGACAUGUGUGUGAGACACUUCAGAGAGGCAUCAGGCUGUACUAUAGAAGCUGCAUUAGAGGCCGCAUCUCUGCAUCCGGCUCAGCUACUGGGCAUCAGCCACAGGAAAGGGACGCUGGAGUACGGUGCAGAUGCAGAUUUUAUAGUACUCGAUGACACGCUGACAGUCAGAGAAACCUACAUUGCUGGACAGCAAGUCUGGAGGAAGUGACAUCAUCUGCCGGACUCUCUUCUGGGACGGUUAGAGUUUUUACUCUCUUUGGACCCUAUUCUUUAUCAGUGGAUUUAAAUUAGUUGAUUAAUGUCUAAAUAUAAAAAGUACUACAUUUAUACGCACACUCUUGACACUCAUGUACUGUACUGUUGCCAAAUGCAUCUUGGGGUAUAAAAAAGCCAGAUUUGUUCAGUUUUCCAUGUAUUUUAAGUAAUAACUUAUUCAAAUGUGAAAACCACAGGUAAAAUAAUCUCAAGGGGUCCAGUUCUGUCAAUAAUAAUAAUAAUAACCUACGCAUUUGUAUGCUCCCAAUUUCAUGUGAAGCUGGACACUUUAACCAUUUGAUUUCAGCAAUGUCUAUAUCUGUUCAUUUCAUGUUGUCAACAUUUAUAUUGUAUUUUAUUCUCAGUUUAAUAAAUAGUUCAUUAUGGUAAA
Messenger RNA from Danio aesculapii, 1771 nucleotides. It is a transcript of the gene amdhd2, whose product is annotated as amidohydrolase domain containing 2. Gene Ontology annotation, molecular function: N-acetylglucosamine-6-phosphate deacetylase activity. NCBI's taxonomy places the organism in Eukaryota, Metazoa, Chordata, Actinopteri, Cypriniformes, Danionidae. The transcript is spliced from 12 exons. Bases 119 to 1333 code for a protein of 404 amino acids. Gene Ontology annotation, biological process: N-acetylglucosamine catabolic process. The record is from RefSeq and is a predicted model, not a curated record.